AUGGGUGACCUUAGCCCGCAGAAAUCUCGGAGCCCAGACUGGUCGGAUUCAGGCUCCGGCACAUCGCGCGACCAUAUCGAUGCCCUUCAUGGACCCGUUCCAACACGACCUCGCCUCCCCAGUCGAAAGAGCAGUGGCACCAUGAUUGUCUCUCGGGAUGCUUCUGUCGGACCGAUGGAAACAGACUUUGCGCCAGAUGAUGUGAGGAGCAUGAGCCCGAGAAGAACGAGCGAGGACAUUGAGCAUCUGGGAAAGGAAGCCAGACAAGAGCUACAAACGCUGCAGGAUUCGCUCAUUGUGUUGUUCAACCGAAUAGAGGCCGUCAAGGAGGAACAUGACAAGCUCGACAACCACAACAAGUUUCUGCAAAAAUACAUCGGCGAUCUUAUGACGACGAGCAAAAUCACCGCCUCUAGCAGCCGCGCAAAGAAAUAA
Podospora anserina S mat+ is the source of this 435-nucleotide messenger RNA. RefSeq lists its product as uncharacterized. The record is from RefSeq and is a predicted model, not a curated record. The transcript has 2 exons. NCBI's taxonomy places the organism in Eukaryota, Fungi, Ascomycota, Sordariomycetes, Sordariales, Podosporaceae. Bases 1 to 435 code for a protein of 144 amino acids. Gene Ontology annotation, cellular component: trans-Golgi network.